GUCGUCUGCACCUCUCGCUAAAAAACUAAAUCGAUAUGGGGAAGUAUCGAUACCGUAGGCACAGUCCUGUGCACAGGCUUGUGUGGGUGUCGCGAUCGUACUCCCGAUAUUUUAUUCGCAACAAAAACAGCUGAUCCGUGAUCAGAAAGUGGCAAAAUGUCUGAGAAGAAGAAAUCCGGAGACCAGGGGAAUGAUGCAGAGUUGGAUGACUUGUUGAACAGUGCUCUAGAGGACUUUAACAAAAUAUCCCAGCCGGUGAAAAAUGAGGAUGCUCCAGGGCUUGCCACAACCACUUAUAUAAACCCCCCAGAGGAUGGUCUCGAUGAGUGGACGCAGGAUUUCAUUAAAAAUGCUGCAGAACGAAUUGACAAGAAACUGCAGAUUUUAAUGAAGAGACAGGGUAUUGAUGGACCAGAGGAUGAGGACGACGUGGGUGGAUCUCUGCAACAAAUGGCACAGACCGUAGCCAAUGCGAUAUCCGCUGAUAGUCCACCAGACAGUGAGGGAAAUGAAUUUCAGACGGCUAUUGCACAAGCUCUUAAAGAUAUCUCAGCAACUUCGGAAACGUUACAGAAUGCUGCACCAGGCAUAACCGAAGCGGAUCUGACAGCAAUGUUUGGCCAGACAUCCCUCGAUGAAUCAGGGGACGGUAUAUUGCCUAUGAUGCAAGCAAUGAUGCAAUCACUCUUGACGAAAGAAAUACUGUACCCUUCACUCAAGGAAUUGGUGGAUCAAUACCCAACGUGGCUGGAUCAGAAAAAGGACAGCCUGUCACAGGAGGAUCUUACGAGGUUUACCAAGCAAUUCGGUCUAAUGCAGCAAGUCUGCGGAGAAUUAGAGAAAGAAAAAGAAGACGAUUCAGAAGCCACAAAGAAGGCGCAAUUCAACAAGAUUCUUGGUCUCAUGCAAGAAAUGCAAAACUGUGGACAACCACCUGAAGACCUGAUUGGCGACCAAACAAAUCUAUUUGAUUUCGAUAAGGAUGGAAAUCCACUCAUUGGCCAAUCGUUUCCUCCUGGCGUCGAUCCCAAGAACUGUAGUAUAAUCCUCUCCUAGAUACCUUCAUUGAUCACGAGAUGUUUUUCUAUAUUUCCAGUGGAGUUCUAAUAACUAAGUGUGUACGCAGUCAUAAUGCAUUGAAUAACACGUGGCAAUUUCCUGAAUUUGUUAACUAUAUUUAUAUUCUUUGUUUUGUAUUGAUGAAAAAAGUAAUAAUCUAUGAAAUCAUCAUGUA
This is a messenger RNA of Diachasmimorpha longicaudata, 1234 nucleotides long. RefSeq names its product peroxisomal biogenesis factor 19 (gene Pex19). Gene Ontology annotation, biological process: protein import into peroxisome membrane. The transcript has 6 exons. The coding region runs from base 157 to 1056 and encodes 299 amino acids. Gene Ontology annotation, cellular component: peroxisome; peroxisomal membrane. Lineage: Eukaryota; Metazoa; Arthropoda; Insecta; Hymenoptera; Braconidae. The record is from RefSeq and is a predicted model, not a curated record.